CCAGGAACAAAUUGCCAAUUCAGCUCCAGUAGAAGAAAAUAAGGUUUUUCCAAUGGAUCCUCUAGCAUCAUCAAUCAGCCAGUUUGCCCUGGAGUGUAGCAAAGAGCUAGUCAAAUCUGCUGAGGGCAAAAAUAUUUUCUUUUCACCCUGGAGCAUCUCAACUUCCUUGGCCAUGGUGUAUUUGGGGACCAGAGGUACCACUGCAGUCCAAAUGGCCCAGGUGCUUCAAUUUAACAGGGACCAGGCUGUCAAAACUUGUCCUGAAAGUGAAAAGAAAAGAAAAAUGGAAUUCAACUUGGGCAAGGCUGAAGAAAUAUGCUCUGAUUUCCAAACACUCAUUUCAGAAAUCCUCAAGCCCACCAAUGCCCAUUUACUUAAAACAGCCAAUGGGAUAUACGGUGAAAAAACAUGCCCGUUUCACAACAAAUAUUUAGAAGAGGUGAAAACGUAUUUUGGUGCAGAGCCGCAGUCUGUUAACUUUGUGGAAGCUUCUGAUCAAAUCAGAAAGGAGAUCAACUCUUGGGUUGAAAGCCAGACUGAGGGUAAAAUCCUUAAACUCCUGCCUGAGGACUCUGUGACUUCUACAACCCGGAUGAUUCUGGUGAAUGCCCUUUACUUCAAAGGAACCUGGGAACAUCAAUUCUCAGUGCAAAACACCACAGAAAAGCCUUUCAGAGUAAAUGAGACUACAAGCAAACCAGUGCAAAUGAUGUCAAUGAAAGAAAAACUUCAUAUUUUUCACAUAGAAAAGCCACAAGCCACAGGUCUUCAACUCUACUAUGAGAGGCGUGAUGUCAGCCUGUUUAUACUGCUGCCAGAAGGAAUCACGGGACUGGAACAGCUAGAAAAGGCCAUCACCUAUGAGAAGCUGAAUGAGUGGACCAGCGCAGACAUGAUGGAGUUGUAUGACGUACAGCUGUCUCUGCCCAAGUUCAAGCUGGAAGAGAGUUAUGACCUCAAGUCAACUCUGAGCAGUAUGGGGAUGAGUGAUGCCUUCAACCCGAGCAAAGCUGAUUUCUCAGGAAUGUCUUUAGAGAGAAACCUAUAUCUGUCCAAUGUUUUCCACAAGGCUUUUGUGGAAAUAAAUGAACAAGGUACUGAGGCUGCAGCUGGCACAGGGAGUGAGGUGGAUGUUCGAAUUAAACUCCCCUCCAUUGAAUUCAAUGUAGAUCACCCAUUCCUCUUCUUCAUCAGGCACAACAAAACCAAUAGCAUCCUCUUUUAUGGAAGAUUCUGCUCCCCGUAAACCUUGCAUCUCUCAUCAUCAAAUAGGAUCAUCUUACAGUGUGAAAAAUACAUCAUAAGAUGGACAAACCCAAUUUUCUCAAAAACGUUCUUGUAGACUAGAUUUUUCCAUAUUUGAAUUUAUGUAAAUAAAUCUUGAAAUAAUGCAUUCUAGCGAUCCUGUCAGCUAGAGAGAAUAAUAAUUUUUUAUUUUUACCACUUAAUCCUUUGUAUCAAUGUAACAUUCAUUUACAUUUCAGAAGAACUAUGUCCUUCACUUGAAUGACUUGCAAUUCUUGAGAUGCUUGUUCACUGUGUUGUCAUUGUCACUUAUCAUAUUUCACAUACAUCAUUUAGUGAAAAAAAUGUACAGGAGAUAUGAUAUUUAUAAGGAAAAAUUUACUCAAGAAUAUCAUUUUGGUGGUUCAUAAAUUAUCACUGGAAAAUUCAAUUCUUUUUUUCCUAUUGAUUAUUUAAAAAUAGUUCUAUUCACAUUAAUGGAAAAACUAGUGAUAUGUAAAUGAAAUCUGUGGUUUAGUUAAUAGCAAUGUAUUAAUGUUGUUGUCUUAGUUUUGACAAUUGUACCAUUGUACUGUAAGAUGUUUGUAUUAGGGGAAAUUAUAUUAGGGGUAUAUGAAAAUUCACUGUAUUAUUUCUGCACCUUUUCUGUAGAUCUAAAGUUAUUGCAAAA
Nycticebus coucang (slow loris) is the source of this 1915-nucleotide messenger RNA. It is a transcript of the gene SERPINB10, whose product is annotated as serpin family B member 10. NCBI's taxonomy places the organism in Eukaryota, Metazoa, Chordata, Mammalia, Primates, Lorisidae. Gene Ontology annotation, molecular function: serine-type endopeptidase inhibitor activity. Bases 53 to 1246 code for a protein of 397 amino acids. The record is from RefSeq and is a predicted model, not a curated record. The transcript has 8 exons. Gene Ontology annotation, biological process: negative regulation of endopeptidase activity.